Racocetra fulgida is the source of this 1236-nucleotide messenger RNA. The record is from the annotation of a GenBank genome assembly. NCBI's taxonomy places the organism in Eukaryota, Fungi, Glomeromycota, Glomeromycetes, Diversisporales, Gigasporaceae.
AUGGAAGAUUUAAGCUCUGCUGGUAAAGCGGGAUGUGAUAUUGCUGCAAAUAUUGCCGAAACAAUACCUCUUGUUAGUGUUAUCGCGAUAAUAUUUCGAGAAAUAAUUGUUUUAGCUGAAAAAGCAGGGCACAAUAAAAGAGUUUGCAGAAGGUUGGCUGAGCGUGUACGUGUAGCAAAUCAGACACUCAAUCAACUUACUCUGAAAGAUGAAAAUGAUUUGGCUUUAAAAAAUUAUGUUCAAGCGAUAACGCAUUGUAAAGAGUUUAUUGAAAAGAUUAGUCAUUCCGGGGCAUUCAUGAAAUUAGUUACCGCUCAUGAAAUCGAAAGUGCGUAUCAGAAUGCCACUGAAGAAUUAGAUGCCGCAAUUAUCCAAUUAGGAUUAAACGUAUGCAUCAGGACAAAUAAAGACAUUGAAGAUGAUCGUAAGUUAUUCCUUUCAGAAAUAAAAACUUCGUUUCAAGCCAUUGAAGAAGUCACAAAAGAUUUGUAUGACGUUGGAAUGGACAUUCAACAAAAACUUAGUGUAUUUGAAGCCAAGUUAGAUACAAUUCAUACGGCAGUUGAUAAUGUGAGCAAAGGUGUUAUAGUAAACAAUCAAACUUUGGAAAAAUCUUUAGAACAAUCCAAAAUACCUAGUAAUCAAAUCACAGAUUAUGAUGAGGAAGAGGUGAAGCGUGGUCAUGUAAUGAAAAAAAAAUAUAUCAUGCAAGCAGUUGCUCAAAAGGAGAUCGGACAUAUUUAUUCUUUACAAAAAUCCAUAGAUAUCAUUGAAAGAGAGAUCAGUAAUUUUAGUUCUAGUCGUAAAGAAAGUGAUGUAACUACAAAGGUCAAAGACAUCACACUUAGAUACAGUUUUGCUAUUGUGCUUUGGGAACUUGCCGCUCAAGAAGUACCAUUUGCCAAUGUUACAGUUGUCACGGACUUGAUUACAAAGAUAACGAGCGGAGAACGCCCACCACCGAUAAAUGACGCACCUCCUUUCUUUCCUGCGUAUGAAAAAAUCAUGCAGCAAGGAUGGCAACAACGUCCAAUAAAGCGACCAACUGCAGAUCUCAUGUUUAAAGACCUAAACAAUCUUUAUAAAUCUAUAAGGUCUCAAUCAGGGUCAGGAGAUUUUGAACCACCUUCAUCUUCAUUCCUACGAAGUGAUUCAUUUGACUCUCAUCAGAACGGUAAUUCUCAAAAGGAUUUUAAUAAUAUAGAAGAAGGAAUACGACAAAUUGAGUUAAAGUGA